CGCGCUUUCGUUCUGAUCGGACGUGUUUCUACGCUUUUUCAAUUUUUUAAUAUUUAUUAAUAUUUUUGUUACCUGUCAACUGUGCGUUUAAUUACUCAUCGCUAAUUGAUUGAGAUAUUUUACAACUUUAAAAUUUCUAUUUUUAAAUAAAAGUGGAUUGAUUUUUUUUAUUUUUUGAACCAAGUGAUACAGUUUUGUUUGAGUGAAUUUUUACAAAAUUUUAUAUUAUUUUGUAUUGAAUUUUUUUGUCAAAAAAAAACAAAAUAUUCAAACCGCUAUACGGAGUAGACAAAGUGGAUCUCGGUAUUAGCGCGAAGUCGCGCUUUACACAACAAUUAACAAUUGAUGUUAUAAGAAGACAAAUUAUGGUGGCAGAGUUCAUUGCCCGCCAGAGUGGAUCGCCCAUAAACGGUGAAACCGCUUGUCUUAACAGCAACAUGCCAGCGAGCCACACAAUGGCCCAUCCCGGACAGGGGUCACAUGGAGGGCACGAGGCCCACGGGCCAAUGCCACCUCUAACCCACCCGGGGCACCACGUCAGCCAGCACCAACACCAGCACCAACAGCACCACCAGCAGCAGCACCACCAGCAGUCCCAACAGCAACAGGUCUCCCAGCACCAGCACCAGGCGCAGCAACAACAGCAGCAGCAGCAGCAGACGCAGGCCCAGGAGCAGCACCAUCAUGACCAACAGGUGAUACAUCCCGAGAACUAUUCCCCGAAUUUUGACAUCAGAAAGGAACUAUUCUCACAGCGCAAACAAAGGGAGUUCAUUCCUGACAACAAGAAGGAUGACAGCUACUGGGACCGCCGCAGACGGAACAACGAGGCCGCCAAGCGGUCCCGAGAAAAGCGCCGCUUCAACGACAUGGUCCUGGAGCAGCGCGUGAUGGAGCUCAGCAAGGAGAACCACAUCCUCAAGGCCCAGCUGGACGCCAUCAGGGACAAGUACGGGAUCUGCGGGGAGACAGUUAUCAGCCCGGAGCACGUCCUCGCAGCUCUUCCCUCCGAGCCGGCCAUGAGCGUCAAGCGCGCUAAACUUCCACCAUCGGCAGCGCUCCUCUACGCCAGGUCGCCGAGUCCCGUCCACACGUCUGUGAUUCACCAACCAGUAAGUGGCACAAGAUCCCCCAGAUCACCAGCACAGCUCUAUGUCCCAGAGACCAGUGCCUAUCCCGAGACCGAGACCUUCCAGUAUCCUUACCCUCACCCCGCUAUCCACUUUGACACAACUAGCGCCCUCAAUCUGUCGUCCAGGGGCCGACGGGCCCAGUCACCCUACGAACUCUCCUCUGGCAGCGGCGACGAGGGCGCGACAAUCGUUGUCUCCCACAAUCCUGCUGCGAACAACAGCCUACCACACAAACUUAGGCAUAAGUCUCGCAUUGGGGACAAAGACGCUGCUAGCGCCCUCCUGGCGUUGCACGGGAUUAAGCAGGAACCUGGUCCCAGAGCAUCUCCGCCCUGGGACAAUGAAGGAUCCAGCGACGAACGCGAUUCCGGUAUUUCACUAGGUGCUGAGUGGAAUGGCUCCAGCAUCUCCGCAGUGCCUGAAACGGAAACUGAGGUCAAAUCUAGGCUUGACAGACUUGCUUCUGAAGUAGCUUCGCUUCAGAGUAUUCUUCGUCUUGGUAAAGCAAAUGGCGAUCAUCUGCCUCAACAAGUUACCAACCACUCCGGCAGUACCAACAUUACCAGCAGCACUGGCCCUGCCAAUGGGUUACAAUGAGACACUCCAAGUGUCGCUGCUUGUCGUGCCAAGAUAUGUGCUUCGUGUUAUAUUUAGAUUUUUUUUAAAUCAACCGCCUGAUAUUUUUUAAGAAUUUGUUUUUCGGUUUGGAACUUUUUUAUUUUUCAAUAACAGCAGUGCUGAAAAAUUUAUAUUUGUAAUUUAUAUUGUAAUUAUUAUUUUAUGUUAAAGUACUGUAAUGGCUGUUUUUAUUGUUGCGAUUAUGCAUUAUUAGACAUUUUCAUUUGAUAAGUAAAUUAUAUGGUAGUCUUUAGAAUUUAUUAUUAUAUUAUUUUUAUCUUUAGAUCCAGUUAUAAUAACCACUGUUAUUCUCAUUAUUAUUAUUAAUAUUAUUUUAUUAUUAUAUUUCAUUAUUAUUAUUGUAUUUUGUUUAUUAAAAUCCGCGAAAUUGGUAAAGAAGAUUAUCGCGCAACCGGCUCCCACCACCGCCAGAAAUAGAAAAGCGAGUAAUUAUUGAUGUGUAUAAAUGAAACAAAACAGGAACAAAAUUAUCUCGCAAACCAAAUUAAACAAUGAAUUUUAAGAUUGAUAUCUCCGUGUUGUAAAUAUAUGUCAAUGGCUUAUAAAUGUGAAUAUAUAUAUAUUUUAAUAUAAUAAAAUUAUUUUCCAUUCAUAA
Molecule: messenger RNA, 2367 nt
Organism: Cotesia glomerata
Lineage: Eukaryota; Metazoa; Arthropoda; Insecta; Hymenoptera; Braconidae
Product: E3 ubiquitin-protein ligase TRIM33-like
Exons: 2
Coding region: 366-1730 (454 amino acids)
Biological process (GO): circadian rhythm; regulation of DNA-templated transcription
Cellular component (GO): nucleus
Molecular function (GO): DNA-binding transcription factor activity; DNA binding
Source: RefSeq, a predicted model, not a curated record